Nothobranchius furzeri (turquoise killifish) is the source of this 1961-nucleotide messenger RNA. RefSeq names its product ess-2 splicing factor homolog (gene ess2). The record is from RefSeq and is a predicted model, not a curated record. Lineage: Eukaryota; Metazoa; Chordata; Actinopteri; Cyprinodontiformes; Nothobranchiidae. Gene Ontology annotation, cellular component: catalytic step 2 spliceosome.
GAACGUUUUGUUUUGUGUGUUGGUGUUGUGGCUAAAAGUCAGCCUCUAAACCAUAUAUAUAUAGCGCCAUUCCCACCGUGUGAAAUUAUUUAAAACCUCGGUUACGUUUUUAACGGUAUUUAUUAAGUGAAAAAUCGUUCUCAGUUUUUUUUCUGAGAUUAUUUUCUCGUUAUUCUCGUGACUCGUCUCUAGCCUGAAGGCUAACGCUAACUCUCAGGCUCCACAAUGGAGGGUAGCAGUAGCGUGAGGAGAGCACUGUCCGGGACUCUCGUACCUCCAGCCGUCACGACAGUCGCUGUCAGUCAUCCCGAGAACAAGGAGAAGGACACGUUGAAGAGAAAAAUUCUCGAUGAAGAGGAAUACAUUCAGAGCUUGGAGAAAAUAAUCCAGAGGGACUUCUUUCCAGAUGUCACUAAACUACAAGCGCAGAAGGACUACCUGGAAGCAGAGGAAAAUGGAGAUCUUGAGAGAAUGAGAGACAUAUCAAUCAGAUAUGGAUCAUCCUUGACCAAGUCUACCCCACGAACGUCCGUACCUUAUGUGACUCCUGCCAGCUUUGAGACACCAGUGGGUCACCCAGGAUCUCCCUCUACAACUUACAGUAGUAAAGGUUUAGAUGCUGAAAAAAAGAACAAUGACCAGGAAGAGAAAACCCUGCCCAGUUUAGACCGUUUUCUUGCUAAAAAUACCAGUGAGGACAACGCAUCCUUUGAGCAGAUAAUGGAUCUGGCAGAAGACAAGGAGAAGCUGAAGCAUGCCUGGUUAUAUGAAGCAGAAGAGGAAUUUAAACAGCGUCACGAGGAGAAUCUCGCCCUACCAUCAGCAGAGAAAGCUGCACUCCAGUGUGUCAAAGCUGGAUUGGAGACCUGGGAGUACAAAGCCAAGAAUGCAUUGAUGUAUUACCCAGAGGGUGUUAAAGAUGAUGAUGCCAACUUCAAGAAACCUAGAGAAGUCGUUCACAAGAACACUCGAUUUGUCGGAGACCCGUUUAGCAAAGCUCUCAACAAAAGUCAGAUUCAACAGGCUGCUGCUCUCAAUGCUCAGUUUAAACAGGGUAAGGUGGGACCUGAUGGGAAAGAGCUGAUACCACAUGACUCUCCAAGAGUGAACGGAUAUGGUUUUGAAAGGACUCCUUCACCUGCACCAGGUGUUGCAGAGUCCCCUCUGAUGACCUGGGGUGAGAUCGAGAGCACCCCGUUUCGUCUGGAUGGAUCAGACACGCCGUAUGUGGAGAGGAACCACGGCCCCUCAUUCAAGAUUCCAGAACCCGGAAGGCGAGAGCGGUUGGGCUUGAAGAUGGCUAAUGAAGCUGCCGCUAAAAACCGCGCAAAGAAACAGGAAGCAUUGAGGAAAGCAACGGAAAACCUUGCAAGCCUGACGCCCAAAGGUCUGAGCCCGGCCCUCACGCCCGCCUUGCAGCGGCUUGUAAAUCGGACAUCCAGCAAAUACACGGACAAAGCCCUGCGGGCGAGUUACACCCCUUCCCCCUCACACAGCUGCAAGACUCCCUUAAACGGACCAGCAACACCCUCAGGAACACCAACACCCAUCAAAGCCAAGACGCCAGGCUCUCAGGACCUCACGUCACUCACAGACAAUCUGCUGCAGCUUCCCAAGAGGCGAAAAGCCUCCGACUUUUUCUAAGAGACGCCUCUCUCUGCUCAGAUUGUAGAAAAAGACAAAAAAAAAAUUAUUUUCUUAUUUAUUUGUUGUUUUUUUUAUUAACUAGCUCUGUCGUACGUUCUUGUCUUGAUUUAUUUUUUAACCUUUGCUUAAAUCCAAAAGAAAAGUUUUAGAGUUUAAUGAUAAUCUUGGAUGGUUUGAGAAUAAAAGAAACAACAAAGAGCUUAAAAACAAGCUGAACAUUUCAGUGUUUUUCUCUGGGAUGAAUAAUUAAAAACCAGAUGUUUGUCAUUUUCAAAGCUCAAUGUGUUUGUAUUAAAAGUGGGGGAAACAAAGGA